Messenger RNA from Durio zibethinus, 904 nucleotides. Lineage: Eukaryota; Viridiplantae; Streptophyta; Magnoliopsida; Malvales; Malvaceae. The record is from RefSeq and is a predicted model, not a curated record.
AUGGCGACAAAUGAUAUAAAUCUUAUUGGAGCUCGUCUACGUAACAUGUCAGUAGAGAAGAAAUCAUCAACGAUUAAAGUACACUCAGCUUCGCUAAGCACAUUAAGUUUUGAUGCAGAUAAGGUAUACAUAUCAUUUCAUGAUGAGCAAUGGGGAGUUCCUGUUUAUGAUGACAACCAAUUGUUCGAGCUGCUUGCGUUGUCUGGUAUGCUGAUGGAUUACAACUGGACAGAGAUUUUGAAAAGAAAGGAGCUAUACAGAGAAGCAUUCUCUGGUUUUGAUCCUGAAAUUGUUGCUAAAAUGGGGGAUAAAGAAAUAAAUGAGAUAUCAUCAAACAAAGCAAUCAUGUUGGCAGAGAGCAGAGUAAGGUGCAUAAUAGACAAUGCCAAAUGUAUACUGAAGGUUGUGAGGGAAUAUGGAUCUUUCAGCAGCUUCAUGUGGGGUUAUGUGAAUUAUAAACCUACCAUCAACAAAUUCAAGUACCCUAGAAAUGUUACUCUUAGAACUCCAAAAGCAGAAGCCAUCAGCAAGGACUUACUGAAGCGCGGAUUUCGGUUUGUUGGGCCUGUGAUUGUGUAUUCAUUCAUGCAAGCAGCAGGUUUGACGAUUGAUCAUCUGGUUGAUUGUUUCCGGUACAGUGAAUGUGUAGGCCUUGCUGAAAGACCUUGGAGGCACAUUUAACAUCUUUACUAACUCAAUUUGAGUCCCUUUUUCUCUCUUUUUUGUUGUACUGAAGAACACCUAAGCUCUUGAAUUGAUGUAAUAGUCAUAAAAGGGGCCGCCAUAAAAAUAGCUAGUAACUGUUGUGCAUAUUAAGUGAAAUAGAAGCCUUGGAUUGCUAUAAUUAAGUCCGGUAGAUGAAUGUGAAUUUAGGAUUAAUUUCUUGGCAACUAAAUACCAAAUA